UGAUGCCUGUAUUUUCCUUGGGAAUUGUCAAUGGAAUCAUCAUCUUUGACAAGACGUAGAUCUAGAUAUAUCUAGAUCUAGGUCUAGAUCUAGAAUCUUAUAGUUUAUAUGGUGCAAUAAUUGUUUUUUAAAAUUGAAGUGAAAGGGACGAUGGCAGCGUCACAUAAACUUAGUGCUGCAGGUUGAGUGACUGCCAUUAUAAUAAUGCUUGAAGGACUAGCAGCUUGGGUUUUGAACACAUACGUGGGAGAGUAUGUGGAGAACCUUAACACUGCACAACUGUCCAUAGCGUUGCUUCAAGGUGCUGUGGAGUUGGAGAAUUUGCCAUUGAAGAAAGAUGCCUUGAAAAGCCUUGAUAUCCCAGUGGAAGUCAAGUCAGGCUUCAUUGGGAAAAUUACCCUGCACAUUCCGUUACGUCGGCUGCGGAGUGAACCAUGGGUCAUCUCCAUAGAGAAGCUCUACCUUGUGGCAGGCCCUUUGACCAACUUGCAAUAUGAUGAGGAGAAGGAGAAGAAGAAGGAGCAAGAAGUGAAAAAGACCAUGCUUGAUGCCCUGGAGGAGAAGUGGAAGAUUUUUCAAGGUGUGCAGCAAGAUGCCUCCUCCAGUUCAUCGUGGUUUUCCUAUGGGACCUCAAUGGCUGCCAAUGUCCUGGAAAACAUUCAGUUGAAAGUGAAAGGUGUGCACAUCAGAUAUGAAGAUGACAAGAUGAAUCCAUCAUGCCCCUUUGCCUGUGGCAUUGUUAUAAAGGAUCUGAGUGUGCAAAGCACAGAUUCCUCUUGGAGCCAGAAGUUUGUCAGUCACUACGAGGCAGAUACCAUGUUCAAACUGGUUGACCUACAGGAGUUUGGUGUCUACUGUGAUGCCAAUGUCACCAUGUUAGGGGACCUACCACGGGCUGAGCUGGCAGAUGCACUUGAGAGACAAAUGUAUGUUUCUACUGCAGGGCAGUUCCAGGAGCACUCCUACAUUCUGCAGCCGAUCACAGCACAAGCCAAGGUUACACGCAAAACAUCAGCCCUUCCCCUCCGCACGGCAGCCACGCCGCGGAUCUCUGUGGAGCUGACCUUAGACGACAUGACCUUUGGCCUGGCCACAGAUCAGCUACAAAGUCUGACUUUCUGGCAGCGAGAGUUUUCCCGGCAUGGAAGACGGAGGAAAUUUCGGAGAGGACGACCGACUUGUUCUGUUGGUGAAAGACCCAGAGACUGGUGGCGUUUUGCACAGUCUUCUCACCUGGCUGUCAUACAGCAGAGGAAUGAGCGACUCACCAAGGACUUCAUGGUGCACCGAGUGCACACAGUGGUGGCAUACUCUAAGCUCUACACCGACUACCUUCGUGGAGAGCAGCUCUCCCCGCAACAAAAGACGGUAAAAACAAACAUUGAGGAAGAGAUGGAUUUUGAAGAACUGAAGAUCCUGAGAGAAGCUGUGUUUUACAAGGUCAAGCGAAGAGGUCAAUUGGUGUCCCAGACAGUGUCCAGAAAAAGUCCCGUGCCAGUGUCUGAAACGCCAGUGGCGAGCCCAUCAACCCCGGAGGACACAGCUGCUACAGGCACACUCUUCCAACGCUGGUUCCCAGGCUGGUCCGGAUGGAGCCAGACGUCCAGCAGCUCUCAGUCCUCGGUCCAGCCCAGCGGAACAACAGCACUGGAUAGUGGACAGAUGUCUUCCUCAUCUUCUUCCUCCACUCUGGUGCCAUCAGAUGAAUUUCCAGAGGCGCCACUAAGUGGUUUGGAGUCGUCUUCGGCGCUGACUGAAGAUGAGAUUGAACAAGAGAUACAGGAUGUAAUCAAAGACUCAUCAGAGAACAGCUCUUUCCUGCGUAAGGACACUGUGUUUGCUCGGAUGGCUUUUGUCUUGAAGAAGGGAUCCUUCUGUCUUCUGGAGAGUGGCAACUGUAACACUGCCAAUAGUGUUUUAAAACAUUCCCCCUUGGUGGAGCUGUCUUGCUCACACAUAGGCAUGGAGUUCGAGUCCAGGCCACGAACCAGUGCCAUGAAGUUCUCAUUGGCUGUCGACAGUUUGCUAGUGCAGGAUCGGACAGCGAAGAACCCAGUGCUAAGUUCUGUGAUCUGUCCUCAAACCAAGGAUCCGCAGAGCCGCAUGGCUUUUAACCCAGUCUCUCACCACCCGCCUAGUGCUCACUCCACAGAGCACCUUGGUGUCGGAGCAGACAAGUCAGAAUUUUUUAGACUGGUCUACGAGAAAAAUCCAGGGGGAACUUUCAAGUACAGUCUGAGCAUCAGCACCCAGCCCUUGGACAUCAUCUAUGCUCCUGAGCUUAUUCACAAGGUCAAGGGCAUGUUCACAAUGCCAGACCCUGGGCCCCACCGUGCUGCCCUCUCAGUUUCCAGCGGACAGUUUGAAAAGUUUCGUAAACAGACACAGGAGGAACUGAGGAAUACCCUGGACCAGUUGUUGGAGGGCAAAGCAAGUAGAUGGAACAUUAACAUGGACAUCAGCGCUCCCAAGCUCAUCAUCUCCGACAGCUCAGAGGAUCCGAACCCUCAGCUGGUCAUCAUCGACCUGGGAAACUUCCACUGCAACACCAUCUCCUCCAGCAAAGUUGCUGAGGCAAAGAAGAACAAGGAGGAGGACGGGGAAGAAAAAUUUGAAACUCCUUUGUCUACACCCCCUAACGAGACAGAAGAGGAUGAGGAAGUGAAGAAAGUCCUGGCUGACCUCCCCAGCUCACAGUAUGGCACUUCCAGGAGGUCAGCUGAGGGCAGAGACGCCAACAGUUUAUUCCAUGACAGGCUCUAUGAGAAGUACAGGAUUGGCUUGUCUGAGACACAAGUUCUCAUUGGCCGUCUCCAUGACAACUGGCGUCAUGCAUACUCCAGGGGCACCAGUCUCAUGCACAUUGUGGACCGCUUCAACAUCUCCAUACAACUGGAGAGGCGGCUUGUGCCUACCUCUGAUGCCCAAUGGCCAACAGCGAAAGUCUUUGGGAACCUUCCGUCUUUGACAUUUCAUCUCAACGAGAGGAAGAUUCAAGCCCUGCAGAAUUGCCUGGACCAGCUGUCAGCGGCCAAGCCCCCUAGCUCUGUGGAGACAUCCAGUCUGUACCACUCCUCCUCCUUUGACAGCUCUGUAGCCCCUGUAGACCCAGAGCAGAGCAGCGGUCAGCUACCCAGCUCCCCUGUGAGCUCUCCGCGUGAAGGCAACGAGGACAACAAGCUGGUGGUGCUGCAGUUCCUCAUCAACAGCCUAUCUUUGGAGUUGCAGAGUCAAGGCCACGCCCUGGUUGAACUGCAAGUGACGGGCGUCCGAGCAGAUGUACACACCAAGCCCCUGAACACGUCCGUGGCUCUCACCGUGCACAGUUUGCUCCUGGUGGAUGCCUACCAGAGCUACGGUCAAGACUUUGAGCUGCUGGUUGCCUCGCACAAACACGUCAUGCUGGACAGUCGCAGUGGCAGCAUUAGAGGGUCUGAGCUCAACUCUCCGAGUUCUCCUCUGUCUCCGUCUUCCCCCGCCUCCCCUGGCUCCCCGACCCCUGACCUGACUCCAUCUUUGACCUUCAGCAGUUUCCAGUCCAUUCAGGAUGCGAUCAGCACGGCUUUCCACUCUGUCCUGCAGCACAGAGGCAGCACAAGCCCUGCCCACGGUCACGAGGAGAGUGGCGGCGCGGGGAUCAAAGGUCAAAUGGCGGGCCCUGCGGGAGACAGCAAGGCGUUGAUUCUCCUGGAGUAUGAGGUGGUCACCACGCCAGCCUCUGGCCCAGACAGACCCGCAGACACACAGACGAGAGUCCUCAACCUGCAGUUUAAUAGUCUGGAUUUUAUUGCCAACCAAGAGACCCUGGUGGAGAUGAUGUCCUUCUGGAACCGGACGUUUCCCAAGACAUUCCCCAAAGAAGAGUCCAUGAAGGCAGCAAGCCAGGCCAGCCCCAGCGCUGUUUUGCCAUCACAGAGCAAAGACAUUGUGCAUAUCAACGCAGAUUUCAAACGUCUCAAUGUGAUGUUGCUGAGGUUUCUACAGAGCGAUGGUCACAACACAGCCCGUAAAGUUGCCACAGCCACCAUGUCAGCUGCCAAGCUGCAGGCACAGUUUGAUGAGAACUGGGAGUUUGAAGGCAGCCUAGGGGGACUCCACCUGCUGGAUGUGACUCCUGAGGGCACGCUGUACCAGCACGUGGUCAGCAUUGGUCAGUUCCACAAUAUAGUAGACUCAACAGCUCCCCACCUGGCAGGUAGUGGUGCGGGCAGCCCACCACCACUGUCACCGGGAGUUUCCAGUUUACACCAUCAAGACAUGUGGAAGACAGCCGCAGACAGCCACAUCUUCAACGACUCGUACGCAGCCACUGGAGCAGGGGAACAGAAGAAUGCGUGUACUUUUGUGGUGAAGGUGGAGCUGGAGCAUCAGGCACAGCACAAUGUCUUUGCCGAUGUGGCUGCCAGCAAUGUUGAUUUAUCUCGAGCCGGCGUCUCUACUUCUUCUUCUGGUCAAAAAGUGGAGGCUUUGUUUGACAUGGCCUCUCUCAGUUAUGUCCACUGCCCAAAGUUUCUGGAUGAGCUGCUGGACUGUGUGUCUGAAUUCCGGGACUAUGUCACUCAGGUAGCUUCCUCCAUCAAAACUGCAGCCACUGAGGUUGCCAUGGGGAUGGUAGGCGUGAGGGGAGAGAGAGAAGCCGGCACCCGUGCUCAUUCUGAUCUCACCACGCCGAUGGAAGAAGACUUGCGAGGAAAGUUUUCCAUGCGGAGAGACCAGUCUCUAGGGGAUAUCACGGAGAGUAUUCUCUUGGAAGACAUGACGAGUCUACCUAUAGGUCAACAACAGUUUCCCAGCCCAGCCCACGAGGCUGGUAAGCGAAUAAUCAUCAUCAACGCCCGAAUGGAAUCACCAAUACUAGUUGUGCCUCGCACUCCCAACAGCCCACAGGUAUUGUUGGCUCACCUCGGAGAGAUUGUUGUGAGUAACUCAAGCCCGUCUCGUCGCCGUGGCGACAGCGAGAGUAAUACUGACUUCAAUGCAUCAAGUGACCCCAUGGAAGAGCUGGUCUCUCUCUCCCUGACCAACAUGAACUUGUACUCCGUGGACCUGAGCAAGGGUCAAGGUCAGCAGUCGGCCAGGCUGAGAGCAGAGGGUCUGUGUAGUCCAGGUCUGUCCGAGCUGACCCAGGACUUUGGGAUCCCAAUCUUGUACGACACAUGUGUGGAGUUGGCCCUGGGUAAACGGGAUGUAGAUGUGCCCUAUAUCAACCCAGAUGUUUCAUCUGGCAUCGAAGGAAUGCCGCGCAAUCUCGGUCAAAGCUCACCUCAGAAGCAGAGAAAAGGUAGUGUCGAUUCCUGUGGGCCUCCAGACUCAACGAACAGCAUUGCUUCCUCAGUGCUCGACGUAAAAGCCAAAAUCCCCUCCCAAGUCAAACUGGGACUGUCCAAAGAAGUUUAUGAGCAAAUCCUUCAGACAACAGACAAUCUCACCUAUGAUGCAGAAACGUCAAAAGUCUUGCGGCCGGCUUCUCCAGAUAUUGUGAUUAAUGUCCCUUUCCAUCUUGAUCCUGGACAAUCAAAGACAGAGCAGCGUGCCGCCAGUCCUCUAGACCACCGACAGAGCUCGACAUCGGGACCAGAUCAAGACUCGACUAGUGUGAAUGAAAGUUUCCUGGCCAAGCAUGUGCGGUUUGAAGUUCCUCUGUUUGAGGUGGAGCUCCGUGGAGAUUUUGGUGAGGGAGAGCAGGGUUUGGUGGACCUCAAGCUCUACGACUUCUCCGUGCGCUACGAGAAAAACGACAAGGCCAGCACCAGGAUUAUGCUCCACCUCAACUCUUUACAGAUGGAUGACUUGCUGGAGCCACCGGAUUCUAAACACAGGCAGAUCAUUGUGUCUCGGGCUUCCAAGAAUAAAGACAUGCUACAGCGUGUGCAUAACCAGCCCAAGAACAUGAUGUCCCGAUCAUGCCCAGACAGCACCAUUGUGGCCCCUGUGCCACAGAUGCCCCCGUCUCUACCUAGCAGCUUUGUCAAUCGACAUCCUCCUCAAAGGCUGAAAGAACAGUCACAGCAGCAGCAGAAGUUGCCGCAGAUGUUUGCCUCAUCGUCACGGAGACAGAAGGAGAACAUGGCUCAGUGUCCUUACACUCCACCACCCAGCCCUGCAGCGCAUGACCUUCUGACCCCUCAAGAGAGGCGCAGUGAUGACCUUGUGCGCAUUGACAUCACCCUAGUGGACAAGAAGAGGCCGGAAUAUGUCAGCAAAUACAACAAGACCAACCGCUAUGUGGAUAUUGACUUUGCUUGUCUGGAUGCGACCAUCAACCUUCAGACCUGGGUUGUUCUCCUGGACUUCCUGGGCCUCGGGGCCAAAGUUCAUGACCUCAGUGACUCCCAGGAGGCCACAGGGGAGGCACAACCAUCACAGCUAAACAGAGCUCAAGAUGAGAAAGAGGAUGUGAACUCGGAGAUCAACUUCAAUGUGGAGAGUUUUACCCUCAUUCUGAACAAGCCAGAGUAUGAGCUUGCUCACGCCACUGCCUCCAACCUACAGACGCACAUAUCAUUACGAGAUGGGAAUUUAUCUGCCUCAGGGCAGUUGGGCAGCCUGUCCUUGUUAGACCAGUCUCCACAUGGGCGCCUGUAUCGACAGAGAUUUGUCUCCACUGGACGUCAGCUGGUGGAGUUUGACUUCUUCAAAUAUGGUCUUCCUGACUUUGACAUGAAGAGAGCAUUUGACAUCAGCCUCAAGCUACGCAUGUCCUCAGUGCGUUACGUCCACACUCAGCGCUUCCAGAUGGAGUUGGUGGCCUUUGUACAGAACUUUUUACAACUCCAGGACAUUCUGGGACGCAUGAGGGCUGCCUCCGCGGGCAAGAAGAUCAAUGAGAAAGCGACCCGUGGAGCCCGCAUCCAGCUGGACAUUGAGGCGGCUUCACCCAUCCUGCUAUUUCCCCAUAGCUCCCAGACCCAUGCCGUGCUGGGUGCUGAUCUGGGCAACCUGAGACUCCGGAAUACUUUUACAGUGGACGGUGACCCAGGCACGCUGAAGGCCCACUUGGAGACAAAGAGCUUCAAGCCCCAGAGUCCUGGUCAGAGCAGUCCUGGAGUAGAGCCCACCAUACUCCAGAAGGGUAUUGUGCAUCGCGGCAUGACAGAGAGCCAGCUGAAUGAGUCGUUCCCCCCUACACGACCUAUUGACCCCAUGGCACAGAGUGUCUAUGGCAGCAUCGAUCGUGACCUUCGUCUUGAGGGACUGGAGCCCUUGGGGCUGGACAUGCCUGCGUCUUCUGUUCACGGUGAUGGGGGAGCGAGGCCCAAGAUGAAAAGACAUACCAGCGACUCUUAUCUGAUGUCCAGGGCUUACAAGCAGAGCGUCCCCGGAACUGCUGGCAAAAGUCCUGGUUCUGCCACAGGGACUAGGCUGGCUAUUGAUGAGGAUGAUGAGGACCAUCGCUGCCUGCUGGAUGUCAUCUCUGUUACCUUGUCGGACAUAGAUCUGUUCACCGCUCGCAGAGUUUGGAAGUCCGACUAUAGCCGUGGAGAUCUCUCUAGAGACAUGGAGUUUUCUACCUUUAUUGUGGAGAGAGAGCACGGGCGGCUGCUCAAUGACAAGUGCCUGCUGGAGCUGCACAUCGAGCACAACCUGGAGGGCGACAUCAGCCACAGCGCUCCCGACUUUGGCAUCAGCGGCAAGCUGUCCUCGGUGGACUGCCGGCUGGACGGUGGUCAGUAUGAGCUGGUCCGAGGUGUGCUGAGCCAUAACCUGGGGGAGAAGCUGGAGGAGUUUCAGAGGCCCAUGAUGACCCAUCUACAAGACCCCAAGAUACAGACUGUUCUGAGUGGUCGGCCAUGGAAAAGCAUUAGUCUGGUUAUCGACCUCCGCAACGUGACCGUGGAAUUGCUGCACUCUCAUGAGAUGUCGCCAGAUGUGGCGGAGAAGUCGCUGGCUCGCUUGGACUUCAUCCGCUCCCAACUGUCCUUUUCCAGCUACUCCAACCAGCUGAAGGAGGUGGACCUCGUGUCCAACCAGAUAUGCAUCUAUGACACUCGCUUUAAAAACGAGCCUGUGAAUGCGCGCCCCAACGUGUUCACCAGCAUCCUACAGCCGUCUCCAGGCUCCAAGGAUCUCAAAGGUCUACAGAUGGAGAUGCACCUGAGAGCUGCGCCAGACAGCACUCACUUCACUGUGCUGCUCAACAACAUGCGACUCAUGUGUGUGUUUGAUUGGCUGCUGGCCAUGAGGGAAUAUCUCUCCAAAGAGCCUCCAGACCCCUUUGUCAAAAUGGGUCAUGUCAGCCCUAGCACUCACCUGUCAGAGACUAUGACAGAACUGGUACAGCGACCAUCCAGCCGAAAUCAGAGCCCUCUCACUGUCUCCAGAGGCAUCAUCACGAAGAGAGGACCCCUGGUCGAAGAGACCAAAGUUCCUUUUGAGCUGGUGCUGAACUUUGCUGACACCCAGUUUGUUGUGGUGGAGGACUCCACGUCUUUGGACACCAACGCUGUCAUCCUAAAGAACUCUGCGGUGAUCAUCUUCAAGCCUCAGGCCCAGGACAAAGUUCUGACGUGCUCGUUGCAGAGUGUGGAGUUGUUCUCCUGCUGUCUCAUGGCUGAGGAAGACACGGCUCUAUCCAUCAUCGACCCCACCUCCAUUAGUGUGGAGCUCAAUGCUAACCCUUUGCCUCAGCCCAACCCCCAGGCCUCUGGCUUGUUGGGGCUCAGAGACACACAGAGGAGGCAUUUGGUGCUGGAGAUUCUACUGAAGAAUCUGAACAUGCGUGUGUCCUACCAUGACAUGGUGAUGUUUUUGGCCAUCGCCAACUCCCUGCCACAGCAAGCCCUCCAGGCGCAUCAGCAACAACAGCAGCAACAGCAGCAGACUACAGCGACUGCAGCAGCGACAACAGCCUCAACCUCAACCUCCUCAGCGACAAGAACAGCAACCACAGCAGCAACAGCGACCAAGAAAUGUGCUUCGUCCCAGGUGGCACAACAGAGUGGAGCUAAGGAGACGAUGGUUCCUGAAGACAACCUCACAAAGAGCAUGCUUCCGUCCAUGGCGGGGUUCUCCUUGCCCUGUGGCAGCAGCAGUAAAUCCACUACAGAAGAAGAGGUGGAGCAGUUGACGACCCUGGGCUUUGUGGAACAGGAUGUGCGGCGUGCUCUGGCAGCAUGUAGCUGGAAUGUGGAGGAAGCUUCGCUGUGGCUGUCCCAGAAUGCUUCUCACAGGAAGUCGGGUGCUUCUGAUGGCGCUCUGGGUUCAGAGACGCAGUCAGAUUUCAUGGUUACUGCUCUAGAGCUGAAUGCGGACAGUAUCAGCCUCUGUCUUAUUGAUGACUGUGGCGAUGCAGAUAUCCCCUUGGUUGAAGUCUCUUGUAAUGGUCUGAGCAUCAAGCAAGACCUUGAGCCAAGCAUUGAGGGCAAAGCAUCAUUCCAGUUGGUGUCUGAAUACUACAACAGAAAACUCUCUGGAUGGGAGCCUUGCCUUGAGCCCUGGAGAUGUUUGACUGAGUGGAAGCAGUACUCCAAGCCAGAGAAACGACUGGCCGUGCAGAUUGCUGCCUCUGAUGUGCUGAACCUUAACCUGACCUCCACACUCAUCGACCUGUACCGUCAGACCAGCGGCAACUGGACGGAGGACUACCGCACCCAGCAGCGUGGCACGGGUUCCUCCCACCUUUUGGCCCGCACGGGGACGGAACGUUCCCAGCACAAGCGUUCACCGUUCAUCCCCUACGUCAUUCGGAAUGACACAGGCAGCAACUUGUGGUUUCUCACCGCGACCACCACACCCUCAAAUCUUGCUGGUGAUGGUCACAGCUCACAGACGCUAGAGUCAGCCUAUAUCCAAGCCUCUGACUGGAAGAGGGUUGGCCCAUCAGAGACAAAACCCUUCCAUUUCCACCGGCGGGAAAAACUCAGACACCAGAAAUCUCAUGCCAUGCACGUGAAUCAGUUGCUGGUGACUGUGGAAGGUUGGCAGAGGCUGUCCCCUGUCACAGUGGACAAAGUAGGAGUGUAUUUCCGACAUGCUGAUCCUGAGCUAAAGGCACCUCCCCACGUGUCCCCGGCACGGAUUGUGGUGGAGGUCCAGCAAGAGGGCGGUGCCCGCAAACUCAUCAUCAUCCGGUCAGCUCUGGUCAUCCACAACAGGCUGGACAGUCCACUGGAGCUCAAAUUGGAGUCCACUGAUGAGACGGGCCACUACCAGUGCAUGAAGGUCCCUGUGGGCAGCGCCCUGCCCGUCCCCCUGUCUUGCGUACACAUGCGCAUGCGAGUACGUCCUGUGGACUGGCCAGUCCACUUCUGCAGCAAACCCCUGGACUGGCAGCAUGUGAGGCGGCCUGGGGAGAAGCCCGACGGCAUUCGCUGCUGUGACGUGAUAGGUCCAGGCGAUGGCACCUACAGGUUCUUUGUGUGCGUGACUCGCCUAAAGUUUCCGGAAGAAGUGAUGUCAUCGUCCCAGUACCAGGGCUACGGAGUGAUUCACCCGACGCUUCCCGGUCACGUCCUCACCCUCCUACCGCCCAUCACCGUGUGUAACCUGUUGCCUCUAGAGCUGCACUACUACCUCCGUGGCACCGGGGCUUCUGGGAACCUCAAGGCUGGCAAAGAGGCUUUUCUUCAUGGGGUGGAUGUGUCCCAGAACCUGGAGCUGGGUAUUCACCUGGAGAAUUUCCAGAGCUGUAAGGAGCUGAGCAUCCCGCCCAACAGCAGCAACCAGAAAGUUCUCCUGCGUAUCUACGAUAACAAUAAGCGCAUGCUCAAGCUGGUGGUCAAGAUACGCCUGGUCAAAGGGGGAUCUAUGAAGCUGACCAUCGCAGCGCAGUUUUGGCUGGUCAACAAGUCGGGUCUGCCCCUGGUCUUCAGACAGGAUGGGUCAAAGGUCACAGCUGCCGGCCAGUUUGAGGAGCACGAGCAGGCCCGUAGUGUCACGCCGCUGUUGUUUAGUUUCUCCGAGGCUGAAGAGUUGAACUUGUGUCAGAUGCGAGUGGGAAAUGCUGUUCAUAGGUUGGAAGGACGACCUCAAUGGAGCAACCGGUUCUCCCUGGAGGGUGGCACAUCUAAGCGCACACUGCACGUGGUUCACCACCAAGAGAAUCGCCCUGAUUGGGUCUACACCAUUGGCAUCCAGGUAACCCCAGGGAGAGGUCGGUAUCGAGGCACGAACAUCGUGACCUUUGCUCCCCGGUUUGAACUAGACAACCAGUCAAGCUUCAAGCUGGCCAUCGCCCAGCAGUUCAUGAGCAAGAGAGAGGCAAUCAAACCCGACUACCUGACUGCACUUCCUCACUGCAAGCUGCCUUUCCACUGGCCUCGGGUUGACCUGGACCAACUGCUGUGUGUGAAAAAUCUGGACCUGCCGCAGUGCCACUGGUCGGGCGGGUUUCACAUUGACCGCAUCGACUCGUUCCACAUCAAUAUGAGGGACAACACAGGAAAGUGUCACCUGCUCAAGGUGGAGGUCGUCCAACAAGGGCCAACCUUCUUCAUUGUGUUUGCUGAUGCCGAUGUGAUGCCGCCUCCUUUCCGGAUUGAUAACCUCAGUGAUGUGCCAGUUCUCUACUACCAGACUGGAGCCCAGGAAGAGAAACUGAAAACUUUCAUACAGCCCCAGACCUCAAUUCCAUAUGCCUGGGAUGAGCCGACGCUCCGCCCCCUCAUGCUGACCCUGAGUGUGAUGGGCGGAACCUCUGCCAAGUACGCCCUGGACAAGCUGGAGGAGGGAGCACAGCUCCACUACGAGAACUUUAUCUACUUAGCUGCCACAGCUACUUUUGACAGAAACUGGGAGGGAGCGUGCCAUGAGCUGGUGUUGGACUGUGUCCACAACAACAACAUUGUGUUUAAAAAGAAGGAGAAGAGUAAGAGGUCCCAGCUGUGGCGUAUGACGGGCUCAGGCAUGUUGGAGCAUGAGGGUUCCAUGCCACCCCGCGACCCACGCAGCUCGGCCACUGCAAGUGAGCCAGGACUUGUCCUGGACAUUGCUGACAUUGCCCCGAGGCCAGGUCAGUCGGUGCCGCUGGUCCUGAGGAAACCGGACGUAAGGCGCCGAUCGACACAGACGUGGAGAUUCACAGAGCAAGGCCAGUUGUGUUGUCAUGCGGGACUGAUGUGUGUGCAAGCAGUGGGAGGAGUCAAGGCUUUACAAGAUGGUGCUAUCGCAGUGCUGGGACCUGGACACAGUCAAGACCCGGCACCCACCGACCCCCAGAUACAGCCGACAGCCCCACCACAGAGACACACCAUGGUGUCAAGGCAGAAGUUGCGGCCGGGCUCGGGCUGUGUGUCUGUGCGUGUCAUCAUGGACGGUCCCAUCCAAGUGAUUGAGCUAGUGGACAUACAGCAGAGGAGCUGGCAUGAGGAGUAUGUGGCAGCCAGUCACUUGUCCAUGUUGUUGGUGCAGAAGCAAGUGGUGAAGAACAUCUCUGUGGAGAAAGACUUGGAGGACUGGGAGGUUUACGAUCAGCUCAAGGGUCAACGCAGGUCAAAGAACCCAGUAGAGAGAGGCUUGAGCAUGAACAUUGAGUUCUACGUCUCCCUGAAGGACGGCGUUGGGCUCUCAUUGGUCAACAGCUUCUCAGAGGAGCUCCUCUAUGUGACCUUGAAGAACAUCUCUGUGGAGGUCGUGGCCAAGCCCAACUCUGUCACAUUUGACGCCAGUGUUGGACUUAUACAGCAUCUGUCCAUCGCCACGAAACGAAUGACUUUGCACAUUGAGGAACAGCUGCUGUGGAAAUUGCUGCAGUUGUCAGGGAUGGGCAAGGAUGAGAGGACAGUUCAGAAACCUGAUGAGACCUAUGAUACACACAGAGCUCUGUCUGCGGUCACAUCUAUCCAGUCCACCCGUUACUAUUUUGGGAACAUAAGACUGGCUGUCAAUCGGGUGACGUUGAGCAUGGUGACCUCCAGCAAGUUGACUCCUGACCUGAAGACCAUCAAGAAUGCGAUGCCCAUGACCAUCAUAGCCUUUGAGCAGGCCAACAUAGACAUGCAUCCUUUUGAACAACAUCAUGUGUUUGAGACGGGGCCUUUCCUCAUCAGUGAGAUCAUGAACCACUACAGAGAGGAGUUGAUCAGCCAGGCAGCUAAGAUCCUGGGCUCUGUGGACUUCUUGGGCAACCCCUUGGGUCUGGUCAAUGACAUCACAGAGGGCAUCGCUGGCUUUGUCAAGGACGGGAACGUCAGUGGACUGUUGAAGAAUGUCACUCACGGAGUCUCUAAUUCUACAGCUAAGGUGGUGAGCUCUCUGUCUGACGGGAUCAGCACAGUGGGUCUGGACGACGACCACAAUCGCCGACGGGAGGCUCUACGUAACGUGACCACAGGCAGCAGCAGUGACCACCUGGUGGCCGGGAUACGCGGCUUUGGCCACGGCAUCUUUGGCGGGGUCACCUCGCUCCUGUCGCAGAGUAUCACCGGGGCGCAGAACGAAGGGUUCGGGGGUCUCAUCAAAGGUGUGGGUAAGGGAGUACUUGGCACAGUGACAAAACCAGUGUCUGGUGUCCUUGACCUGACCUCCGGCCUGGCCAGCGCCCUUCGGGACAGCAGCACGCGGACCUCCCACCGUGGGCCGGCCCGACUGAGACUCCCGCGUUGCACACACGGGCCGGGCGGUCUUCUCGAGGCUUACUCUCAGGCCCAGGCGGACUCGCAGACGGUUCUGUACGAGCUGAAUGGCAACGACUUCUCCGAGCACCUCAUCGUGAUGGAACAGCUGCGCUCAGACAUGAGUGGCGAGGGAAACAUGCACGUGCUCAUCUCCAGUCGCCAGGUCUUCUUCUUGAACAAGCGACGUGCAAGUGCGGAGAACGUGGUCCUCAGCAUAAAACACUCUGACAUUCUGCAGUGUUCUAGUACUUUACUGGAGGGAAAGUAUUACGUGGAGCUGACCCGUAAGACAAGUGUGAACAGUGACCACUCCAGCACCAGCCUCAACAGACCACGUGUCCGGUGUGAGAAACAGACUAUUGCCCAAAAGGUGACUCAAGAGAUAAAGUAUGCUAAGAAUCUUUUCGAUGAGCGAGCUCAAACCCUGGAGGAGGAAGACUCUGACGAUGACGGCGAGUGGUGAUCUGGUGCAGGGAUCACUAUGCGAGUGGUGGUGGUGUGCACAGCUCACUAUAAGAAUGGGGGAUUGUGUGCACAGCUCACUAUGGGAAUGGUGAUCGUGAACACUGUUCAUCCCUGCUGACUUUUUUACCUUUCAAAAGAUUUGGCUUUUGCCCCUCGAGGAUAUCCCUAAUUUUUUUUCUUUUUCUGUAUCACCUUCGUGACCUUCUUGUAUGCUAGUGCAGGAGAUAUUGGGCACUGAUGUGAUGUUCCCGCAUGACUAUUGGAUGUUCAAGGGUUAAUCUAUCUACAGACAGCUGACGUGUACAUUACCAGCAUUAUCCUCAGGGCACUGAAGGCACCUCUGGAUGGUCCAAAGAUUUCCUUGUCUGGGAAAUAAAUUCCUUCUUGAAAAACUAAUUAUAUUUAAUAAAUCACUCAUGCUUUGAAGAGAACUUUUUAGUUCUUUACGUCGACUUGGAUUUUGACUACAGAGCUGCACUCAUUGACCCUGAAUGUCCCAGGGGACUCCAAUGAUGGCAGGACAAGAGGAUUAUUGGUGAGGUGUGUGACAUACAAAGAGAUUCUGCCAAAAAAGGACAAAUCCUUUUAUUUAAAAAAAACCACAUUGACUGUAUAAAUUUUGAAUUUUUCCCCACGUAUGAGAUUUUAUGAAGAAUUUUGUAUAUCUUCACUGAUGACCAUUGUCUUUUUGCUUCUUCUUGCUUGUCUGCUCACCUGUCUUAAGUAUGCAGUUACUGUUUUGUCUAGUGCAGAACUUGUACAAAUUUUGUUAUCAUCUGACUGAUGAACAAAUUGUGAGCAAUGAGUUGAUGACAUGAUUGAAUAUCUGAUGUGCGUAAUUGCUUACUGUGUGUAUGUAUGUGCAUGCAUGGUCAAGAACUGUAUUGAGUACAUUUUUUAAAACUUCUGUCUGGUGUCCCCUACUUGCCUUAAAGUGCUGUGCCCUACCCACAUGCCCCAUAUCUUAAGUAUUGCUCUUACUUAUGUUUACAUGUUCUAUUGCUUUCUUUCUUAUUAGUGCAAUCAUGAUUGUGUCAGUUUAAGCAACUGAAUCAAUAACAGCAUGCUUUUAUGAAUAUGCCCAAGAAACAAAGCUGUAAUUGUGAUGAUUAACUGAAAAUAAUUUUUGAAAUCACAGAUAGAUGGAGAUGGGGAAGGGAUUUAAAAUUUUUGCAUCGGAGUGGUUGUGAGAUAGAUUUAUAAGGACCUUUGAAUGAUGGUUGUAACUGUCAUUCCAUUCAUUUGGAGGAUUUUUGUCCUCUUUGAAAUUUAACGUCACGUCCUUACUUGAGAAUUUACAUGGGGAGGAAGGCACCUUUAGAAGCAUGGUAGUGUGUUUGCCUUUAUUUUGUGAAAAGUCUGGACUUGCAUGCAUCCAUUAUUCUGAGGUGGUGAAUCUCCUUUCUUUAUCUUUGUCCAUCUCACUUAUUGCUUAUUGAAUUGUAAGCACAAAUAAUGUUCAAUCAAAUGAGAAAAACUCAAUCCAGACGAGGUAGAGAUUUGAAAAGGCUGUCUCUCAUUUUGACUAUUUCUGUGGAGUAUGUGCAGAAUGUAGGAAAGCACGAAGGUCUCAGUACUGAGGCCUGACAAACCUGUUCCCUACCUCAGCCCACUGACUUUCUUUGCCCUGUUCGAGGGUAAAUGAUGCUGCUAAUUAUUUUGCUAAAUGUUUCCUUACAGUAUGUUUGCCUGUAUUACCAACCUUAACUUCCACAAUGUAGCAACCGACCAGCAUGUGCUACAGGUAUGACCUUGUGUUCUGACGCAAAAACCAAUUCAGCAUGGCUCCAAAAUUUGAGACAGUUGAAGGACAUUUGGAGUUAAACUGUACCAAAAUGGCAAUAGGACUGUAACUGCAAAAUCGUGCGGAUUAAGGUUAGUGAAUUCCCUUGUUAUCAAAAGACUUGGGCUUGUGCACAAGUAACAAGUAGGGCCUAUUGAACACACGUCUUCCUAGGACGUCUCCUCUGUACAAGAUCCCCAGCUACUUAAACCGUGGUUCGGGUGCAUCACGCCGACAUUUUCAUUUGUGUUAUAUCUAAGCAGUCCUGAUGCCAAGAGUAUAACAGAGUAGAUUUGCUAUUCCUUUCUUUCAUAAAGAUUUUCUUCUGCUGUAUAUAAAUGACCAAUGUUUAUGUGUCUUGAUCAUGAUUUCCUGUGCUUGGACAUCAUGAAAUGUUCAGCAUACAAACAAUCAUUCCUUCAGUAGCAGCUGCAGAUAUCCAUGCUCUUAUCAAUGUUCUGAGUGUGUUUCUUUUUGGUCUUUGAGUAUCUUCUUUGGUCAUAAUAUUGAUGCAUGAUGCUUUUUAACAGUCAUGUAUUCGUUCGGUACUCUCUUGCACAAUAAGACUUGCACACAUUGAUAAUGGUGUCAUUUUUCUACCCUUUUUUUUCUUUUUUUACAUUGGCAAUGGGUUAUGUCAAAUAUUUCUGUGUGUCUGUGGAUGUUGAUGGGUUACUUUUUAUUUGUGUUUAUAUACAUUAUAUGUACAUUGUAACGACUGACUUUUCUGUGGCUGAGACUGAAUAAAAGGUUAUGGUGAUGUCUUCUCCACUUUCAGCUCUCAGGGAAAACCACAAGCCAUAUGUGUAUGCGUCUGUGUGUGCGUCUGUGUAUGUAUUUGUGGAUGUGAGGUCAUCUUCUGUGAGGUAGCCUUAUAAGUUAUGCGCUCAUGUGAGUGCCUUGACAAAGAUGUGCUUUUUAUUUCAAUGCUCCUUCAAACGUAUGCAGUCCUCCAAGGUAUAUAUAUAUUACUUCUGUCAUAAUAUUUGUGUGUGCUACAUUGCUCUAAAUAUUAACUUUCUUAGUUCAGCUAGUGGGAGGAGUUUUCUGUUUUAUAAAUGGAAGCAGUGCAACAGUAGCGGCUUCGUUUGUCCCACGUCACAGACUAAAGGAGUUGCUGGACACAUUGUAUUGACCAAGGGUCUUCUCAUUUUUAGCUCAGUGUGUGUGUGUGUGGGUGUUUAUGUGUGUAUGUCAGUGUGAAAAACUGAUGAUCAGGACCGAAGGUGCCCGUGAGUGGCAAAUAUUGUUGUGAGUUCACAAACUGAUUUGUCAAUACAUUUGUAUUGAAGCUUUUAUCAGCCAUCAUUGAGUAACUCCUGUCUGAGGCAAGGGGAUGAGGAAGGCUAGUGAAAACUCGAAAUUACAAGAUUUGUAAACGUGUGUUGUGUACACAUUAAACAAAACUCUGCGAGGGACACGCCCCCAUGCUAGAUCUCAUUUCCGCUUAUCCUGCAAUUUUGAUCUAUGUAAAAUUAUCACAGCAGUGAAAUGAGUGUGUAACCAUCACCAUGAUCACUGGUGUCUGUUUGAGGUCUGGUAUUUGAAGGAAAAAAAGAAGAAGGAUUUUUGUACUUCUCACUUAAAAUUAUGACAUAUUGUAGCUCAUUGAAGGGGUUGUUGUAGUCUUCAGUUACAUUUUUUUCCUACUAGAGAAUAAUGGUAGGAAGGAGACGCUUAAUGUAGAAGUGAUAGACGUGUAUGCUCACUCUUUUUUCCCUACGUUUUGUUUUAUUUCUGAAUUUGUGACGACAAAGAGAUGUGUUUUGCUCAUUUACCUCAAAGCCUUAUUCUCUGGAGCUUAUAUCACAAAAAACAGUUGUAUAUAUGAAAGCUUAAAUACAAGAAAUCUAAACAAUGUAGAUUUUUUGUGUUCAUGCUUUUAUGCAACUUUUAAAAAAUUUUCUCAAAUGAUCCAACCUCUAGCAGCUUCAAUAGCUCAUCUUUCUUGAUUUUCUUGUUGAGAAGUACACAGUACAUACAAUCUGGUCGUAAGAAAAAUUUGGUCCAUAUUUGCCAUAUAUCACAUCUAUAUUGUAAAUAUAUAUCAUGUGCGUGUAUGUGUGCCUUCUAUUAUUAUGUACAUGUUAAGCUCUUUCGUUUGGUUUUGUUGUUGCAUUUAGUCUUUUCAUUGAAGGGAAAAUAUAUUGUUUUGCUUUCUGUCAAAAUGACUGUCCGUUCCCUGGACUAUGCAUGUGCAGCACAAUAUUUUCGCCAAGGUUUACAUGGUAUGGUGUGGGUAUCACAUGACAUAAUGGUCAACAUUUGGAUUUAGUUGACUCUGCUCCAGUUCAGCUAGCCUACUUACAACUUAAAGUUUUAGAUCUUGUUUUGUUUUGUGGGGGUCAUUUUUCGUUUUGUUUUGCGUUUUAGUGACAUUUGUUCGCUCCUGAUGUAUAUUUUACUUGUGAUUCACAGCUGUUGUGCAUUUUGAUUUCAGUUUUCUUCCAUGAAUCUAACAAGAUAAGUCUUUGCAGUCACAAGAAAUGGAUUCUUUUUCAGCCAUAUCCAAAUGGCAAGGGAUCUGUUUGUGCCCUUGUUUCUUUCAUGGAUCAUCUUCUCUUUAACCACUGUAAUGUUGAUGUUGUUGGGCUUUUUGGGCUAGCCAUUUAUUUAUUAACA
Molecule: messenger RNA, 18423 nt
Organism: Aplysia californica (California sea hare)
Lineage: Eukaryota; Metazoa; Mollusca; Gastropoda; Aplysiida; Aplysiidae
Product: vacuolar protein sorting-associated protein 13D
Biological process (GO): protein targeting to vacuole; protein retention in Golgi apparatus; mitochondrion organization
Cellular component (GO): extrinsic component of membrane
Molecular function (GO): protein binding
Source: RefSeq, a predicted model, not a curated record